ACUCGCCCAGUCGGAUUUCUGUGCAUGGAAGACGUUAUCUCCCACGAGCUUGCCAGUACAUUUGCCCGCCGCAAAAUCACCCCAUCCGACGUGGCGGACUGGCUGCACAUAACCCUCGACAGUGCCGGGGAGCUGCUCGUCCUCUCCGACGCGCGCGACCCCCGGCGCGAAUGCGAGCACUGCGUCCUGUCGCCCGACGGCACGCUCCUCGCCGCGUCGUUCGGGAACACCGAGGUGCUCGUGUGGCGCCUGCCCGACGGCCUGCUCGUGCAGCGCCUGAGCGACCAGGGCUGCGCGCACAUCGUGUCCGCCAUCGCCGUCGCGCCCGACGGCCGCACGCUCGUCUUGGGGUCGUGCGACACGACGGCGAUCGUGUGGGACGUGCGGAGCGGGCGAGCGCUGUUGCGUCUGCGCGGACAUCGCGCGCCGGUCGGCGCGGUGGCGUAUGCCCCGCAUGGCGCGCUCGUCGCCACCGCGUUCGAGGACGACGGGUCUGUGAAGAUUUGGGACGUCCAAACUGGAACGUGCUUGCACUCCUUCGCGGCCGACGUUGACGCCGUCAUAUCCGAACUCGCCUUUUCCCCGGACAACGCGCGCCUCUGCGUCGCGUCGUCCGCCUCGUGUCUCAUCAAUGAUGUCCAAGCGAACGCACGUCUCGCUACGUUGCGGCAUGACGAGAAGAGAUAGCUUCAAGUCCAGUGGUCGCUCUGCGGCGAUCGCAUCAUCACUGCCGGGGCACGCGAAGUGAAAGUUUGGAGUUCAGUCACCGGCAAGGAGCUCCACAGCAUCGCCCACCCGAAUGCACCGUCGGGCCCUGUCGCGCUCUCCCCAGACGGGACGGAAGUCCUGGUGGCAUGCGCCGCCGACAGGACCGCGCUCGCCUACGACGCGCGUACCGGCGUGCUGCGGCGCGUGUACAGGCUGUCCGAGACGCCAUGCCGCGCAGCAUACGCCCCGAACGGCGACAGCGUCGCGCUGUGCGGGGCGAGCGGGGCGGUGCAGGUGUUUGAUGCGGCGUCGGGGGCGUUCCUCGCAGGCUUCGAGGCGCUUGGAGACGUCUGCAAGCUGCGGUUCUUGCCUGACAGUCGGACUCUGGUCGUGCACCCCUCGUUCGGGCCGGCUCCGGCUGCUUUAUAUCCAGGAUGUGUUGCGAUUACGAUAGCAUACAUAUAGUGUGGCGAUGUCUGACUAUUCUAACUUCUUAUAAUCAAUAAUACGGAAACAUUGCUGU
Molecule: messenger RNA, 1231 nt
Organism: Phanerochaete carnosa HHB-10118-sp
Lineage: Eukaryota; Fungi; Basidiomycota; Agaricomycetes; Polyporales; Phanerochaetaceae
Exons: 2
Coding region: 25-687 (220 amino acids)
Molecular function (GO): protein binding
Source: RefSeq, a predicted model, not a curated record